AUGUCCGAGACCAAGACUUACCCCGAGAUCAAGCGCGGCGCAUCGCUCCUCCUCGCCUGGCGUCUCGAGGGCAAGCGCGUCCUCCUCAUCGGCGGCGGCGUCGUUGCCGCCUCGCGCCUGGGCUUCCUCCUCGAGUCGGGCGCGCACGUCACGCUCGUGUCCCCCGCACCGCUCGAGCCGUCCAUCGCGCACCGCGUCGCCACCGAACCCGAGCACCUCACCUGGCACGAGCGCGGGUACGGCAACCCCGACGCGGCGACGCCAGAGGAGAUGGCAGCCGACAAGGAGCUGCCAGUGGGAGACUUUGACAUGGUCCUCACUGCCGUCGACGAUGUGCAGCUCUCCCAGGCAGUGUGCACCGCCGCCCGUACGGCCCGCACACCCGUCAACGUCGCCGACGUGCCCCCCGAGUGCGACUUUUACUUUGGCGCCCAGGUCCGCCGUGGCCCGCUGCAAGUCAUGGUGAGCACGUCUGGUGCUGGCCCAAAGGUCGCCGUCAUUGUGCGCGACACCGUCGCCAACGCCAUCCCCGCCGACGUCGAGGACGCCAUCGCCGGCGUGGGCGCCCUCCGUACCGAGCUUCGUCAGCGUGCCCCCGGUGUCGGUGGUGCGUUGAGUAAGCGCCGCAUGAGGUGGAUGAUCGAUACCUGCGAUGCGUGGCGUCUCGACCAGAUGGGUGCGAUGAAGGACCCCGAGGUGCGCAGGCAGUUGCUGGACGAUGGGUGGGAGCAGCACAAGGUCCUUCGUCCCGGGGACGUCGGCGCGGCCCCCGGCGGCGUCAAGGCCUUGGUGGGUGAUGUCGUGCGCGCCGCUCCUGCCUGGCUGCCUACACUUGCUGCGUUUGUCGCUGGUGCCGCCGUAGGUGUUGCUUGGGUCGACCGUGUGCGCCGUUAG
Molecule: messenger RNA, 894 nt
Organism: Apiotrichum porosum
Lineage: Eukaryota; Fungi; Basidiomycota; Tremellomycetes; Trichosporonales; Trichosporonaceae
Gene: MET8
Product: Bifunctional dehydrogenase and ferrochelatase
Exons: 2
Coding region: 1-894 (297 amino acids)
Biological process (GO): siroheme biosynthetic process
Molecular function (GO): protoporphyrin ferrochelatase activity; precorrin-2 dehydrogenase activity
Source: RefSeq, a predicted model, not a curated record